AUGACUAAUUACCUUUCCAAGGCAAAGUCUCAGCCCAGAAAACGAAGGAGGGAGGCCAUUUCGGACCGGAGGACCAGUACUCAAGCAGCUUCCGGCUCACGUAGGUAUCAAUUCCUGCGAGAAAUCUGGCCGCGUCCAACGUGGCGAUGUAGGUCGCUCCUGAAUGGCACCAGCGAGUACUCACACCUUAGGGAGUAAAGGAGAAGUUUACGCAUAGUCUGGGGGUCUUAUUUUAAAUAGUCCUCCGCAGUUUCCUGCCUUUGUUAUUUCUGAGUAUCUUCGGUACUCGUAAAGGUACGUCACAGUGUAAACGUUUUAGUAGAUGUGCUAAAUCAUGAAAAGUUAACCGAAUUUCUACUGACCUUUUUCGACUCAAAAAUAUUACUUAUGUAGGGUUUUAAUAGUAAUUCCCGUGUGGCAUAAUCCUAAGGUAUUUCAGUUACUUCGGCAUGUCGGCUUUUUAACUUACUUUCCGGCUGCCUGCAAAAAUGACUUCCGGUUUUCGAUGGCCUUAUAAAUUCACAUACAUCUCAUAGAAACAUGCAAAAAAAUAUUUAUUGUUCUGAUCAUUUGCAAGAAGAUGAAGUCUUCUUCAGAUUGGUAUUUUUAGGAAAGUUUCUAAUAAUGGGAUUUUGUAAUAUGUAAAAAUCCGUUCGGAAAACAGCGUGUCGCUGCAUUUGCUAAAUUUGCUUGUAACAUUUACAAUUUGGCUCAAGACCACCGGUAAAUUUAAUAAACCCAAUAUGGUCUCCUCUUGAUAACGUAAAGAAAUGCAUAAUUUCCCGCACACGGAGAAUAUGCAACUUGUAGUUUAGAAAUUCUGAAUGCAGGUUUUACGGCACGUCAGUUUCGAAAUUAUCCGGAGCUUUGAAAAGUUUUUCCAAACAAAGUGAUAACCUUCUUUCAGGCAUAAAACUUGAGGAAAACGUAAUUUUCUUCCAAAGGUACAGAAGACUAAAUGUUUCCAUGCAUGAGGUGCAUGUGAAUUUAUAAAGCCGAGGAAAUCAGGGAAAUACAUUCACACUAAAUACGUAGAUAUUUUUACUGAGUGUAGGUGUUUCAGGCAGGCGAAUAGAGGAUUAUUCAAAAGCCAGCAUCUCAAGUAACGGGAAUAUCUUAGGAUUUUGCUACACAGUAAUUAAUAUAACAACCCUAUUCAAGAAAUCACUUCGCGUUGAAAACAUCCAUCAAAAUCUCGGUUAACAUUUCAUCAGUUAGCACAUCUGUGGUACAUUUGCAUUAAUCGGAAUCAUUCAUAUUUUCUCAUCCUUGGUUUUUUAAAAGAAAAUCGACCUGCAAAAUUGGCUAUCUUAGGGAGAAGUGGAGAACUGUUUGAUUUUAGGGACCCCAUUAAUAGAAGCGAAAAGACGAGUCCCAGGAAGCAGUCUUGAAGAAGGAGACACGAUCGCUGAGACAAAAGCUUUAUUAGCUUGACGUUUUAGAUUCCUGCUCGAACCCAUUAUCAGAGACCCGUACCUGUUUUUGUCUCUGAUGAUGGCUUCGGGCAGGUAUCCGAAUCGCCAGGUUAAUAAAGCUCCUGUCCCAGCGAUCGUGUCUCCUUCUUCAAGAACCCAUUAAUAUUGUUUCGUGAUUUUUGGGUACACACGUUGCUUACAGCACUUUGAAACAUCCACAUUUGUUGUGCACCCAAAAACCGUUUCGAAUUGCAGAAGGUCUAUCACUGACCAGAGAAUCAUGUUGGAAUUGUACUUGCAUGAUAGUAUGACUGUUUUUUCGAGCCAGGAAAUUUGUCUUCCACCUAGCGGACUCGGUGGAUGUCUCUGCAUCGUCCGCCUGUCAUUCAGAUCUCAUUCGCAAAUCCGCAAAUCCUGUACUUCACUCAGCCGCCGCACAGCAGCGACCAAUUUGACUGGCAGGCUAAACAAGAUGAAUGCUUCCGGUAACUCCUUCCGUACUCGCACUCUUUCGACUCUCACACACAAAAAUCCGGAAAACUCUGCGAACAAAGCCCAAAGCUUCACAAAAUCUCAUGAACGCUGUACCAUCUUUGUGCACGACACCUUCUUCUAAAAGUCGAAUCUCACUAUUGUGAACUGUUUCCAGGAACUUUUCUUUUUAAUGUCUUGACGGCAGAAACAAUUUGGUCUCUUCCUCCCUUGAUUUCACUGGAGGAUAGAACAAACUAUUCGAUUCCCGUUAAGCGAUUCAGUGAUCAGAAAGGAAGACCGCAUUGUUGACAGGCGAACUUGCGGGAUACAAGCUGGGCUGACGAACUAUGACGAUUGGGGAGUUUUCAUUAAAAGAAAAGUUAAUUGCCUGAUGUGGGCGAACCUUGGAUCCUUGAUUACGUAUCGGUUGCUUGAAAGUGUGGGCUACAGACGAAGCAAUUGUAAGUUCUCCGAAUAAUUACACCGUCUUAUUACUGAGCAAGAGUGGUUUGUACGAAAGGGGUUUCCAACAAAUAUAGCAGGGCCUGGAUGACUGUUUCUGGCUUAUUGCACGUCGUCAGCCAAGCCUAUCCAACUUCAGACUUGCAAAGUCUGGGAGUCGAACCCUCCCAGUUCUUCUGUUUUCUAACGUUGUUCAAUCCAACGCUGUACCACUGAAUCACGGAUCCGUUAUCCUAUCGGUUUCGAUGCGGAAUAUUAAGUGUUGUAAAAUUCUACUGGUCAAUCUGGUCACGAGACAUGCCUGUUUCGUUGUGUCGUACGGAUCAAUGCAGAGCCCUCAUAGGCUGUCGCUCAUCAACCAGCACAUAAUUCAGAAUAUGAGUACAGACAAACUAUUAAAACUAUCAAACGUACUUUGUCAGACGCACCCGCUUAUUUACGAACUCCAAAGGGGGCCGAUUCAAACAACUAACAAAUACGACAUAGCAGCAUUAAAAGAUUAGAUAUCGCGUUUUGUAAUCGACCUGUGAUAGCUCCUAGCAGAUAAUUAGUUGGGAUGCGGCUUCUCUCCCGUACACACAGGAAAGUAACAUUAGAAGCUACUCGUCCUUUCGCCGAUGUAAGUAUUCAACUAGAUGUGCGGUCAAGUUCACUCGCCAAGCAUAGGCAACUGGACGUAUUAGUGCUUGUCUUGGUACACUCGCCCCUUCAGUGGACGUCCUACGAAGGGCCAGCCAGACGCUGAAGUCGACUUUGUCAGGCCAGAUAGAUUUUCCGUUUUUUCCCAAGGCGACAACAAUGCCUCCCCUCCGCAGAUCCAAGUUCGCUUCGCACUCCCCACUCCUCUGAAUGACAUGUCCCAGCGAUGUGAGGACGACCCGUGCGUCCCCCUCACAGCUGUGCCGGACGCGGACAACGCAAUUACCCCUGGCGGCUAUAAUGACCGCGUAGAUGCUGCCCCCGUCACGGGAGAGGGUAUGUUUGGUCUCCACUAGGUCAAAAUAUUUGUUGACAACGACGACAACCUCCUCUUCAUGCAGCCAUGCACGAAAUGAAUUCUCUCAUGAUCAUUCCGAUGUUGACAAGAAGGAAAAGUGGACAUGCUCUAGACGACGUCAUUAUCAACUGCAGGAUUGUGUUUUCUUCAGAAUGCGAGGUUGGAUUGGCGGACUUUGCGGAGUAUAUAGAUGUGCUGUUAAUUUUUUUAGUUUAUUUCUGCGUCACUACAUUCCUACUGAAGUGAUUCCAUAUGAUAUUUGUUUGAACUAUGCUGUCCAACCUUAUAUUUGUUUGCCUAGAUGUUUAUUUCGUAUCUUCAUGUGAAGGACUAUUCCCCAUCAAAGUGGUUUUAAAACAGAAGUGCGCCCGACAAGAGAGUCGGAACCAAUCAUAAACGUUGCAACCAACAACGCCGUAGUGAUGAGACGUAAAGCGUGUCUUCGUUAAAUUCAAGUGUCACAUCAAGUCAAACACUGCAAUUUGUUAAUUUUCCCAGUCAAACCAAUACAGUCGAAGGUAACUAUGGAAAAAGAAAGUAUGACAUCGUGUUUCUUUUCAGUUCGUCAGAGUAAGUAUUUUUCUCGCCAUUAUUUUUACUAAAACGAUUGAACUUUAUAUCAAAAUCUCUUCCGGACAUUAUUUGAGUAAAUGAGUUAAAAUAUGAAUGAAAUUCACACCUAAAAGCAAUUUCUAUGUUCCUUACGUCGUUCCACUGCUCACCAGCUGUAAUAAUCGUGCUCCAGGAAGUAAACUCACAGACACAGACCAAUUCGCUGAUUACCAAGACGAAUAAUGUCGAAGAAUAGGCAGAUCAGGGUAAAAUGAAAAACAUCCUCGUGCGCAUUAAAACCUUCCACCCCCUCUUACCCACCUGAAAUACGUUGUCCCCUAACUCAGGUCGAACGACCGUAAUGACAGAGAUUUCGAAGCACUGUACUGAACGUUUCGGCCUCAUCAUCAUUUGACCACCUGCAGACUGAGCGGAAAUCGCCAAAGGGUUCCCUCGAACGGAAGCUAACUCCAGCCUCGAUCGUCUAGUCGGUGGGCAGGAGAACUCUUGAGUGGUGUAACGAACGUCAAGUGGAGAGACUCUGAGGGCUGACUGACCACGAAAACGCAGAACUCAAUAUCCUCAUCGCUCACCAGGUUUUGGACUUUACGGCGAGGAAGCAAAACGAUGCUACCACACUUUCGCUCGUACCACUGACGAACUAAAACCUUAUUGCCUGUCAGGAUACAACACCAAGUCCAUACGUUGAUGGAAGAGGCGAUGUGCGGUGUGGGAACACUGUCAUGUUGAAACCGCAAUUCCAGACCCACUAUGGGCAUCAUUAAUGUGGGUAGGCAUGAAAUCAGCCAUGAAAAAUAGUAGUUCGCAUGGUGGACUAUGCGUUACGUUUGCAGCAGUCACAUGAACAAAAGACGGCAUUGAUAGAGGAUGUAAGGUGCGGUUGGGUGUCAUGCACUCAGCCGAGUUGGAAGUUUAUUAAUCUUCAGAGCAAAGGCACCAUAAUCACGUAGGUUGGCAGUGCCGAAUAAAAGCGAUUUGAAAAAGUUCAGUGCGGACAAUUGAAUCGACGCGAAUAAGAUCACAGUUUUCUGAUGCUGAUAUCAAAUGCAGUGGAAGGUGGUGGGACCAUUAGGUAUCUGACUGUUGGUGCGGAAGUGAAGACGUUUGUUCCCAUAAAUUACUGUAGAGUUUUCAAACCAGCAAACUACGAUAGUCAGUUGAGAAGACACAACUAAGAGCUGCUGUAUCGUACAAUAAAAGGAGGUCAGCAUAGGGGCCUUUAUAUUACGUUCUCUCUGCAGAAGUGUAGUGUCGGCACGACAGAUGUCCAAUAGAAGGCCUUUGAGCGGCGGUCAGAUUCCAAUGAAGUCAAAAACCAGUGACCCUCAGAUUCUGAACAUUCUAACCUCGGUAGUCUAGAGGAUUGGAGAGAAAGACAAAUUCCGCAAAAACACAAGAACACCAAGAAUGUCCACCUCUAAAAGUCAGAAGAAACCCCUCAAUUACGUGACAAUUAUUCCAGAAUCACCCACCUCUACAUUUCACGGUACAUAUUUGCCACCGUUCUUUCCGACUGCUUUGAUACGCAUCCAAUACAGGCACCCCUUUCGCAAACACAGCGGACUGACACAUAUUACCCGCGUAACAUAGCAAUUGCGAGCAACAGUAUAGCCAAAAACGACCAGUCGUGGCAUCAUCACCUUUGUUAACCUGAGUGGUGUCAAAAACCGAAAAUCGAGACUGCCACUGAAAGCGGAUUGUGUACUCACUCCCUGACUCUGCAGGUUUAGGAUAUUUCUCGGUUUUAUGGUUACGCAGCUGAGGAGCUGCCUUGAAUUAAUGUCAACAAUCGAAUCGAUUCUCCCAGGACAUUGAGGUAGCCCACGGACCUAUUCGUUCAUAAGUGCAGGGGGUGAAGCCUAAGUCUAAAUGACACGUUUGCUUGGUUAUACACACUUACUAUCGGCAAAAUUCUUAAAACCACUCAAGAGAAAAUCUUAUAAAACAAUUUUCCAAUGUCUUAGCAACUUCUCAACUACCGCAUAUGAGCAUAUUGUCGUUCAGUUAUGUGAAAUUUGUGUGAUUUUAAUGACUUGUACGCAAGAAUUGAGACAUUUCCAUCGACUCUCGUCCAAAUGUAAAAGCUUGACUGACGGGGAAAGAUUGCUUAAUACAAAAGUGAAGCAAUGAUAUUUGGCCAAAAAUAUUUUAUAUCAUUACUGCCGCUGAUAAAAUACGAAAUGUGCUCGAGUUUUCAUGAGACAGGAUCAAGAGGACAAAAAGACUUGCUGGAGAAAUACGGACGAUAUCAAAAUAUUUUGACAGUUCGAGAUAGUUGACGGAAAUAAAUUGUCCAUGGACUGUUACAGAAGCCUUGAGUGUUCGGCAUUCGAUCCAAAUCUGGACAAUGCCCGGCGGCUUUCUGAUGUGGUUGGUAAUUGCUGUUGUUGCAGCACUGCCUUGACAACAGUAGGUAAUUAGCAUACGACAGUUUUUUUUUAGUGGACAUUGCAUAACAGCUUCGGUCGCACGCUGUCUAUCUGAGACAGUAGGGCAUCAAACUCCUACUUCUGGUUGUCUGGAAGAGAAGAGUAGGCCUGACUUCUGAAAAGCUUGUAGUGUAUUAUAUGAAUGGCUAAUAUGUUGCACCAUUUUGUCGACAGGUUGACAAUUUUUGAUUCUGAGCGAAACGACUGAGUCAAGCGACGGCCCACCCUGAGACGAGUCCGUUGCCAUUAUUAAUAAACGGCUCUUUCUUCUAAACGCCAAGUCAUUCGUAUGAGGUCCUUCACAGGCCUAGGCAGAGUACCGGGACAAAUGCGCUCAGGAAAUAUUCGUGACGCGUCCGCAAACCGAUCAGCAGACCCCGGGAGUUUCUGUCAUAAGCUACAAGUCUGCGGAUUUGCGAGGUAUUUGAUAGCGUGAAAAGGGCCUCCACCCAAUGAGGAUACGGGGUAUACUGGCUCCGUUACGCCUUGGGCAUGAUUAGAUCGCUCAGUAUUUCUGCAGGUAGAGCCUGCUAUUUAGCUCGUCGUGAUGUCUAAAUGGAAAAUCUCAUUUUCUGGCUAGCUGAUGCUCACAAAAUAUAAAACAGAUUUCUGAGAGGCAGACAUCUGACGGUCUUGUCAUUGCUGCCGUUUGUGCUGAACAAUUUGAAGCCAUGCUUUCAAAACUGGAGAAAAAACACAAAACAUCAUCUCCCCAUCCCAGAUUUGGCGCCAAUGUGUCAUCGCACAGUCAGAUGGGCGGGUUCAUGGACUGAUGGACAUAACAUUUGAGGCUGGCAAUUAACUUGGGACAGAAAGUAUAUCUGUGGGGGUAUUAUUCAUUUACUCUUCGCCCGUGGAUUGCAAAGGAAGGAACGAAUGGACUGUGCCAGUAUGUUGCAGACACAAGCAAAGAGGUAGAUUUUCACGAAUGGAGACGAAAUUCUGGGUAGUAGGUGAGCGUAUGAGUAGGGAGGGAUUAAAGUGAUCGGGCUCCGGCAAAAUUUGUUUACUCUUAACAAGCAUUCGAACUGUUGUAGGAGUCCAUUACCCGAGGUAACGCAGAAAGUUAUGCGUUCUAGGGUUUAAUAUCUUCUCGGCUUUUGUUGCAUUGGAUGUGGCAAUUGGCAUGGCGGUAGCAAAGUUGAACUCGUGAUCUGAUUUGGAGCUGUGGCAGCCACUUGGUUUUUGUCAGCCCGCUGUUUAGCCUGUACAAGUGUAAGCAAAGUCAGUGCGCGAGCCGAAAUGCGCUCAAUCUGAUCUGUUUACUAAAUAGGACAGAUCGAGUGUCCUGCAUUCCGCCUGAGUUUCAUUUUCAUAUAAAGCUAAUUACUUACAACAUUUUUAAAAACGUUUUAAUUUGUGAGACUUGUUAAUACCGUUCAUGAAACUUCCCACACAUUUACCAGUGUGUCUUGUAAAGUUAACAAUACGGAUCAAUUCCAAUGCCAAAUUUUAUGAAUCCCAUAUAGUCUCCUCAUAGUACCGUAGAGAAAUGUGUGGUUUUCCUUCAGCAAAAAAUACAUGGCUUGUAGUUUGAAAACCCUGAAUGCAAGUCUGACGGCAGAACGGGUUCAAAAUUAUUCGGGAAUUGGAAAAGUUUUUAAAAAUCGAAUCAUGUCCCUCCAUCUACUAUAACAUCGAAAGAAAACGUAAUUUUCUACCGAAUGAGUGGAAUAAUUAAUAUUUUAUGCAUGUUUUCCAUGACCUAUGACUGAAUGUUUAAGGGCAUCGAAAAUCCAUGAGAAAACUGCAUGCUACUUAUGCAGUCAUUUUCACAGAGUAUGGUUUUUCCAUGCUGCCGGAAAGAAGUUCGUUCGAAAGUCAGCAUAUUAAUGUAACUGAAUUAUUAUAGAAUUAUACUGCAGACUGAUUAGUUUUACAAUACUAUUUAAUUAAUCUUUUCGGAUCGAAAGCGCAUUUCGAAAUUUCGGUUGACAUUUCAUGAGUUAGCCCACCUACCAUAUCUACCCACCGGCCUGAUUGAGAUAACGGGGAGUGUGCAAGCAGGUCUCUAAGCACGCUUAGGUAAGUGCCUGUAAAUCUGAUACCUAAGGUAACCAAGGCCGGCGUAUAACCACUUCGCCCGACGAACAGUUACUCGAAGGGGAAAACGUCGACCGUGAAAAUCAAUGGUUCGGACGAUUUUUAUCUUUCUAAGAGGUCAAUUUUGAAAUUCUCAUUCCACAAAUAUGGUCUUGUCUCAAUAAUAUUGACGUUUUUCUACCACAAGCAAAGUAGAGUUCCCCUGAUUUAAAAAACAAAACCUUAUUUUUUCGAAAACAUGGAGGCGAAAUAUUUCAACGCGUAUGGGAGCAAAUAGUUCAAGACUUAUUAGUUUUAAAUACCUUCUCAGAUAAUCUUUCCGUAACGAAAAGGCAUUUCAAUUUUAGUAGACGUUUCAUGACGUUUCAUGCUAAACUGCAGACAGCUCACACAACUGGGUAAAAGAUGAGUAGUACGCAUGCCGCUUCAACGACUUCUAGACGUAUUUCUUGCUAAAUACGAAAGCCUCCUGUGAACGUAUUAAUACCGCGAUACAAGCCGUGUUCACGUCUCUCAUUCAGCCAAGUUAACCUUACUAGAGAUAUCUGGGAAAUAUGAAGGGCUCACCGGAUCAGUGGAAUUGAAUGGCUGAAGUUUCGGAGGGCUUGGCCGGCAUUGCAUUAUCAAGACGUUUUGCGAAAAAUCGACUAGAAUUUUGUGCAAAUUGCCGAAUCAGUUUGCCAUGUGGAUUUUUAUAUUGCGUCUUAUCUGCAAGAGUCCAUUAUGCCAGCGCAAAUUAUUCCAGCGUCGGCCCGAUUCCGUCGAAGCCAAAAACAGAGAUCCACAGACUCGGGACGUCUAACCUCUAUAGGCUAGGGGACUAGAGAGGGGAACAAACUCCUUAAUAGCACGAGAACGCCAAGACUGUCCACCUCCACAAGUGAGAAUAAACCCCUCACAGAAUUCCCCUCCUUAUAAUCCCAGGGUAGAUAAGUGCCACUGUUCUUUUCAUCUGCUUUAAUACAUAGCCAACACAGACACUUCUUUUGGGCCAGCAUAUAUGACCUGCAUAACCGAGCAAUUGCAAGCAACAGGCCAAGGAGAAACGACCAGUCUUGGCAUUACACUUUGUUAGCCGUGGGUGGCACCAGAAACCGAGAAUAGAGACGGCCGCUGAAAAGGUGUUGUAAAGUUUUAAUGUUCGGAGCAAUGUGGACUGAUUGUUCGCCACCUAGGCCUAAUGGCUGUUGUCUGUGCAUGCAGACGUCCUCCUGCGCUAUAUGUUGUCAUUUCAAUGGGGCUCGGUUGCACAUUUGUUCCCAUUGCAGGAAAAUUGGCCGACGGACUGUAUUUUCUCGGUAUUUUUUAAGCUCCACGUGAGUGCCUUGUUCUGACCAUGGCGUAGAUAUUGACAUAGAACCACAUAGGCCAAAGGAAGGUCUAGAUGCCUGUUGAUGGAGUUGGCAUCUAAACGCCAAGCCUCAAAAGUGAGACGUUCUCUCCUUGAGGUGCCCCGGCUUGAGAGGAUUGUCCCUUGGAAUCCAAAACUUUGUCCAGUUUCCCCGAUGCGAGUCACAGUCUGUGAGUUCGAGUUCCCUGUUUGUGCUCGUGUAGGCGGAUCUGCGAUUUCCGCCCAGUUUCCUCAACUUUGUUGCAGUCUUCAACGUUACAGGAUAUUUGAUAGACAACUGCUGAGAUUUCAAUGGGUGGCAGUGUGUCUUUGGGUUAAAUCAAACGGCGACCAAUUGUUUCCUGGGCUGGAUGCGCUAUACCCACUCUGGCGGCUUAUUAACAUUCGUGAAAAGAUAAUAUUUCCAUCCAGGGAAGGCCAGACAGAGUUUUUUGCCAACAAAGUUUCUGAUUACUUUUCAGUUUUAUUUUCCUUAGUAUUCACUGGCACUCGGAUGUACUUCGUUUCUUCGCACGCAUGCUCCAUAGUUCAUAUCCCGUGUUUGAGCAAUAAAUCAAAUUUAACAGAAUCACAUUUUUAGAAAAUUAUCAAAUUUGCCCCUUGACAAGACUGAAAUUGCUAAUAUUGGCGCGUGUCAUGGCAUCGACUUAAAAGCAUAUAUACAUCCCAACGGUUAUUCAUUGACAAGGUAGAUUCCUACUUAGCAUUUAUGAAGAUCAGGGUGAGUUUAACCCAUUAAUUAGGAGUUUAUCGUAGUCUCUCGCUAACAAAUCGAGUGAACAGCCUGUCCUCUUGUUCACCCGUGCACAAUUGCGUUUGGAUCACGGUAAUAAGCCAGGUGUCUUAGAGAGUACUAGACAAAAUUCAUCCAAAAAUAGUGUCAUCUUACGGAUCAACGGAAAGUGGAGCAGAAAUUGUGUUGUAGGCUCUCGUUCAACCGUAAAUACUUAAUGAAAGGGAAAAGCCACUUCAUGAAACUGUGACGUAAGGUUACUUCGCAGAGGAAAAUUUCACAUUUUCACUGCGGCCAACGAAAUAAGAGUUAUGUUUUAAUGUGGGGCUUUAAUAUGACAGGAUUAAUGGAGCAAGUGAGACUAAUGGAUCGUGCUCCUGAGGUACUUGCUUAUUUUUUGUAAGCAUUUAAGUUCGUGCAGGAUAAUUUGCCACCCCAGACCACCUCAAUGUGCAUCUAUUCCUUCACUUGCUCUUGUGGAACAGGCCAUAUUGGUCGCACGAGUCUUCGUUUAUCCAAGAGACUACGGGAACUCCUCGCGGCAUGGCUAGGAAAAGACGAAACCAGGAGCAUAAGCAGCGCCAUCCUCGCGCAUGUUAUUGAUUCCGGACAUUGUGUAGAUCCCAACGAAGCUUUUCUUGUGAUUUAUAGGGCCCCCUCGGGCUAUACUAAACUACUAAGCCAGCACCUGUUAGUAAUAGCAGAGGCGGCCGCCAUCAGAUUACGAAAACCAAUUUUUUGCACACAGAAGAACCACUUCCAGGCUCCGCACCUACAGUGGUUGAAGGUCGACUAACACUGCAACUCUCCCCGCGCCCCACCGCUCUCACCCCGCCCCUGACACUGACUGUUAUUACCCCUCUCCCACAUUCCCGCACCCGGUCUGUGCUUUAAUGCGAACUUCAAUCGAUUUCUCUUAUCAAUGACAAGUUUUUACUUCUGUCCCGUUCCCGACGAGAGUUUAUCGAAGGCUACGUAUGCUCGCCACCCAGUCUUUUGAUUACUGCUAUGGGAAUUUUCGAAACUCUUAGACAGGAUUUCAUUGUUAGAAAUAACAGCAGGUAGUUAUGGGGAACAUAAACUAAUCAACGACCUUUGUCCGGAGGUGACUGUGCGGGGUUCUGCAUACUGGCGUCAGUUUGUUGCGUGGAUUAACUGAGUUCUUAUCCGAGGCCCAGGCUUCAACCUCUUCUUGGCUUUUCUAGCAUCUGACAUGCGCCAUUGGCUUGGUGAUCGAAAAGUCGAACUCUGAUUCGUUUUGGGGCGUGAGCAGCGGCUUGGGAAUUGUCAACUCGCUGCGCAUUUUGCUUCUGUUCGUGUGUGCAUGAUCCGCACAUGCGCUCAGAUUGACCUGUUUUGUCACGAGAACAUUUCUGCAUGGGCUAAGCUACACGACACCAGUUUGCCCCCUGAGAUGUAAUCGAGCCGUGAUUUCCACGAUCCUCCUGCUUAGGGUAUAUUUAGGCCGACGAUCAAUUCAACAACUAGUAUAGCAGCAAUACGCCCUAAGGAUCUCUUUUGAUGUUGCUUCGUUUAUUAACACGAUCUCGUCGACUCUGAUGUACACAAUCUGGUUCCAAAAACUUUAAAUGGCAUGCAAUAAAAGACGGAGCCAGCUUCGGCUGAACACCUCGUGAAGCUGUUCGAAUAGUGUCGGAAACAUAAGUAAAACAGUGCUCAAUAUUAAUGAGGAAUUCUACGCUUGCCGUAGUGGCUGUGAGAAGAAUUGAACGCGAGCGAACUCGGUGCAGAUCACCGGUCCGAUCAUCUGAUGAGAUGCCCUGAGUAUGUGCUUCCCAGACAUCGCAUUAAAGUCCAUGGCAUCUGGCUUCUUUCUUACAUUAAACAGUCAAGUGCGAACCGAAUAUUCCCCGCUAUUCUUAAAAUCAGUGUUUUUAUACGGCUUAGCAAAUUUUAGCCUCAAUAUUCUCACAAAACUAACUUUUGCUAUUUUUAUCAAAUGGACUACAUUUUGUUUCUGAUGCUGCAUCAAUGAAGUAGGCGAAACAUUAUCAUAUCUAUAAAAUAAGAAUUCCAACAUAUACCUCUUGGUUUUAAAAAAAUCGUCAAAUCUACUGAGUAACACGCUUUGCGAUUCACCUCCCACCCCCCCUCCCCUAAGAAGUGUCAAUUUAAAUACAUGCAAAGGCUUUUGCAAUCCGCAUGCACAAUACUUGCGGAAAAACCUACAGUAGGUAGGCUAACUCAUGAAAUGCCAACCGAAAUUUCGAAAUCCGUUUUCCUUUGGAAAAGACUAAUUAAUUAGGGUCGUAAAACUAAUCAGUCUGCAGUAUAAUUCAAUAAUAAUUCAGUUACCUCCAAAUGCCGGCUUUCGAACGAACUUCCUUCCGGCUGCAUGCAAAAACUAUAUUCUGUAAAAAAAAAAUGACUACUUAUUUAGCAUGCAUUUUUCUCAUUGAUUGUCGAUGCCCUCAAAUAUUCAAUUACAUUUCAUAAAAACAAGCGUAAAAUAUUAAUUCUUCUGCUCAUUUGGUAGAAAAUUACGUCUUCUUCCAAUUUUAUACUCAAAAAGGGUAUAAUUCCGUUUUCAAAAACUUCUCUUGCCAGUGAGAAAAAUGCAUGCUACUAAAGUAGUCAUUUUUUACAGAGUGUAGUUGGGCAUGCAGCCAGAAGGGAGUUCAUUCGAAAGCCAGCCUUUUGACGUAACUGAAUUAUUAUAGAAUUAUACUACAGGCUGAUUAGUUUUACAAACCUAUUUAAUUAAUCUUUCCGAAACGAUAAGGCAUUUCGGAAUUUCGAUUGACGUUUCAUGAUUAAGCCCACCUACCCUACGUCCGUGGAUCUUGUUUAAUCGCAAACACCUAACUGACGGGAAAUGGUUGCAUCGUGCAACGGUGAAGCAACGAUGUUCUGUAAAACAUUAUCUCGUAUUUUCACCGCCACCAACAAAAUGAGAAUUGUGCUCGAGUUUUACAGAGACAGGAUUAAGAGGCCAACGAGACUUGCUUGGAAAAAUUUGGAUGAUGGCAAAAUAUUUUGACAGUCCGCUAUAGUUAACGAAAAUUACUUGCCUGUAAACUAUUACACAAGCUCUAACCGUUUAACAUUAGUUCCAAAUUCGGACAAUGCCUGAUAGCCUUCUUAUGCGGUUGUUAAUCGUUGUUGUUGCAAGCAUUGCCUUGACAAUAGUGGGUAGUUAGCAUACGACAGUUUCUUCUAAUGGACAUUACAUAUCAGCUUCAUCUUCACCCUGUCUAGCUGAGGAAAUAUGGCUUCAAACACCAAUCAAGGACAGAGGAUUGUUUCGUUUUUUAGAGAGGAAAAUACGUCUUACUCUAAUUCUCUCUGGAAGCCUUGCUAGGUCAUUUAUGACCGUGGCGUACUUAAUGCUGGGCAUUUGCAGGGCUAGUUUUCGGACAAACUGGCACGACUAAAUAUCGAGGCGAAUUCGAAACUUGGACAUUUUUCCCUGCAGUUCUCCCAAAGGCUUGAAUGGGCUGUCUGACAUAUUUUACGUUCGGCUGAUUUCUGAAAAUAGCUGGUUGGUCAGAAUUUUGCUAAAUUAUACGCUUUCAACAAGCUCGCUCAUUUGCAUUUCCCUUGCCCAGACAGCCGUCAACAGCUAACAUUAAUAACACCUGGGCUUUUGAAUCUACCAACACUCGUACAGUAAGUCGACUAAUCAGGCAGGAGCUCCUAAUCAAUUAAUCAAUAAUCACUGGAUUUAUAGUUUCGAUAUAAUAUAGCUUGGCAAUGUUACCCAUCUUAAUGAUGAGGAUGUUAAAUUCGUCGAGUGCACUUUCUCGCUUCUUCAUCACCAACGCCACCAAUAACCAAAAUUAAUCACACACAAAUCAUGGUACCCCUCCUUACCUACAGUAACGAAUGAAGACGCUUGAUUUUGAUAUGGCGCAAGAAGGGUUCCUUGAGCCAUUCAUCCAUAAUCGUUAAGCUACACAGGCUUUACAGUGUUCCUCAUGUAAACUUUGAAGGGGCGAAAUUCGGCGAACGAACGUUUCUGAUUUUUCGUCAUUAGCCCCGUUCAGUAAUAUAAGUAAAUUUCGGUCAAACAGUGAAAUUCGCAAACAGUCAGUGAACACAAGUUUUGAGAGAUGAGGUUUGAUCGUAUUCACGCAUGUCAGAUAUAAGGAACAAUCAAAGUCAACAUUCUGCAAAAUUACCUGUUUCCUACAGACUACUGAUUUGAGAGGGGACUGAAAUCGGGCAUGGAAAAUGCAUUGUGAAAUCAGACGAGUCAUUCUUUUUCAAACUUUGGAUGAUGUUCACUUUUUUGACAUAUUGAGCAUCUGGCUUACGUGAUGUUCUUUUAUAAUUUCAAUAUCCUCCUUGGAUUUCAUAAAUGUUGUUAGUCUACCCUGAAAAUGGGGCUUUAAAAUUACAUCAGCUUACUGGGGCCAAAUUUUAAGAUUUUGUCAGUUGGUCUCGUUUCCGCAUUAGUGCAUUGAUCUGUUUUUCGCCUUUGACGAUUAUGUGCUAUGCCUUGUGUUCACAUUGGUAAGUCGCUCAAAAUACUUCAUUUUACCCUACUUUUAGUUUAAAUUUUUCGUUUGUUUUGAUGUAAAGUCGACUCAUCCCGAAAAUAUACAGUUUUGGACAGGUGGUCUGUUUAGUUAGACAAGCUGUACAAGUAGUCGUUCAGUUAGUCUGAAGCUGCAUAGUUUAAACAAGCGAUUGUGAUCUACAUAACUUAUUUUUCGCUUACUUCAUGGGUUUCAGUAGGCUAACGACCGCCCCAGUCAAACGAAUGCGACAUCUUGUAUCUUUGGAAAGGGCAGUAUGUCAUUACAUUUUGCCAGUUCAACAGACUACGUAUUUUCUCGCCAGUAUUUUUAACAGAAAGACUGAACCUUGCAUCAUAAUUUCCUUCGAGUGUUAGCUGACUAGAUAGAUUAAGAUGUGAAUGAAAUUCACUUUUAAAAGCAACUUAUGCAUUCCCUUCAACAUCCAACAGUUUAUCAGCUAUGAUAAUCAGGACAUAAAACCUCCUACGCAGAAUGACUGACUGACUGCCAAUACGGUUUAACUCUAAGGAUGGGCAGAUCGAGAUGAAAUGAAGAACUUUUUCGUACCCAUUAAGACUGUCUAUUUCCUUCUAACACAUCGGAAAUGCGUCGUUGCUCAGCUCAGGUAGAACGGUCCUAUUAAGGGAGAAAUCAGGGAUUCCGGAGCGCUAUAACAGGCGUUUGAGGUUCGCCUUUGACCGUCACCUAAGAGCUCAGAGGAAGCCAUCAACUGACUUUCUCUACUGGCCUCCAACUUCGAACUCGACCUUCUGUCGUCACACCGGAGAUAGUUUGAAUCUGACAAUGGACGUCCAUUAAAACUUUUCAAUUGCGAACUAUUCAUAUUGACACAUUGUAAAAAACUCCGAGCCUCGUUCGGAUUCGAACUUACGCAGUAAGAAGAAGGCUUUAGUACAGCCAACGCUCUAACCACCUGAGCUACGAGGCCCCGCCGGACGACGCAAGUUUAAUCACAUUUGGGUCAAGUUUAUCCGCCCAACCUACUGCAACGUCUGGAGUCCAUCAAAUCUGAUACAGUAAGUUGACUGUCCAAGCCGGAUUUCCUAGGUAAUUCACCUAGAAUCCGACAGAUGACUACCAGGCUCACGUAAUUCAUAGGUAUUUUGGCAGAUUUUCACAGUUGGGUCAGUACGAAUUAUUCAAAAUCUGUCAAAAUACCUACGAACUGCGAAUUAACCAUUAAAGUGUAGAGCAGUUGUACGGGCGCGUGAAUACUCUGAAGUCUCGGUUAGUGUCAGGAGCAGUUGCCUAGCAACAAUCGAUUAGUUCCCUCACCCUGAUGGCACCGCCUCAAGUUCUCCAACUGGCUUCUGAACCGAAUCAACGUUAAAAUUGCAGUGCAUAUUGCGGAAUGCUUGUUUCACUCUCAUCACCAUUAAACGCGCGGUUACUAUCAUGACAACGUCACUUUAUGGCGUGAAGUGCUGUACAAUCUGCCAAAGCUGAGUGCGAAAUCUCAACCGAUUUCACCUACAUAAGGUGUCUUCAAAGUAUGAGAUGUCGGGAGCGGAUUGCGGGCAUCCCCGAUCUCGAGUCUAGUGGCGAGCUGACACACAUCCAAUCACGACAGAUCAGCCAGCUUCCCGAGCGGAAGUCGGGAUUGAUUUUCAAAGAGAACAUUGUUUUGAACACUCGCGAAGAAGGCAGACAAAAUCCAUUUUUGGAUUGUCUAAGUUCCGAAAAUAUUCCCGUGUUAUACUUGAAAAGUCAAGUUAGCAAACACGUGCUUUUGGUAAUUCUUCGUCAGGGCAAUACAGUUACAUGAAAGAAUGCAAAUGUACAAAAUUAACCGUGCUUAUAAGUGUCUCAAGGGUUAUUAACUCAUUAACACUCAUCAUUCCCACGCCGCCCGCAUGACAAGGUCGGCGGGUUUCGGUCCUCAGAGCUAGGGGCGAGGAUAAGAGAGUCUUUUAGUGAUGUUCUUGGAUGGAGUACACGGAGUACCCAUCACUGUAAUUGGGGAUUUGAGGCAGCAUGUCGUCAUCACUUGUGGUUGGCGUUCGCCACGGCAGGAAGAGCGCUUGUGUCAGGGUUUUCUGACAGCAUAACAUCGGAUUCGCUAAUCAUAUAGCGACUGCCUCGGCCGUUGCCAUUAUCCGUUGGCGUAGGCCUUUAGAGACGCAUGUUGGUGUCCGAUAGACAGCCUGGAAUGCUUCCUUGGCAUCGACUCUGAUUCGUAUCGAUUAAAUGUGCGAGAACAGAACUUGAAAUCGACCGGGUCUCACCUCUGUCUAGCCAGGCGGGCAUAUGUUCACGCACCCUCUUUACCAGGCUCGUUCAGCGGCCAACGUAUCCCGCUCCACAGAAGCAAGUGAAUGAACAAAACUGUGGAAAUCAACGUAUUGCCCCCUUCAGGUUUUCUUUCGGAACACCCUGCGCUGGAUAGACCCACCCUCUUAGCUGUGCAGAAGAACAUCGAAAAAAGGCAAUUUCGUUAUUUGCCUCGGCCUCUGCAGUGAACUUUAGCGAGGGGAGCGAACUGCUAAACUUUUGGACAAGGUCCUCGUUAUCGAUGGUACCAUCCGCCAGGCAGAAGAUAUCUUCCACGUACCGACCGUAGAAAACGAGGCCAUUUUUAUGAAAAUGAAAACCCCCUCAGUGUGAAACCAAGUCAACCACUGGAGCAAGCACGACCGACGUUUCCAUACAGAAAACUGAAAUUAAUUCCGAAAACUGUCCGAAGCACUAGAGGGAACCGGGUGGAGGGCCAAAUCUGCCGCCUUUGCUUCAUACUGUCACACAAAACUGUCAAGACGCUUGUAAAGGGGAUGACAAAACCGUUCUUGUAUAUCUUAAAAGAAAUGCAGACCGCAUAUUGAUCGAUGUAAGUAUAUCAUGGUUUUUCCUCUGGAGUUGUUAGUAGUAACUCCGUACUUUCAGGCAGAUUUAUCGACCGUGUCUGAAAACGGUUGUUUUGCUUUCUAUUUCGUGCAUUGUUUACCGUCCAAAUCUUUAACUUUUUAGAAAAACUGAAUGUGCUCCAGGGAUGCGUGAAAGGCAUCGAGCAACCAACAAUUGGGCUGAAGUCCCAACCAGGUGGGCCGUGGAACAAAUCUGUUAACUAACAUGAGUGUGUGUGAUUUUUGUUAGCGCUUCGGUUUCAACAUAGACGUAGAUGUCGGCAGUCGUUUCAUUGUGGUCUUUACUUUUAAGCCUAAUUUUUUUACAAAGAAAGAAGCAAGAUCGUUGGGACAAUAGCUUUGUUUGCUGAAGUUUCAGAUUUACACUCAAAUCCAUCAUCGGAGACGCAUUUAGAUAAGGGUGAUGUCAUCUUCAGGACUGUUUCAUGGACCUCUUUCUUUCCCUCUUAUCGGCCUGAUGUUUACGCAAAAACUGAAAAAGGGUUGUUGGCCUGCAGGAUAAGGGAUUCGAAUCCUGGGUCAUCCGGGCAUGAGGUUGGUCAUGGCUAACUGGCGAUGCCUAUCACACCAGAGACAAGAAUCCCAUUAUUAUUUGGCCUUGUCGAUCCUGUUUCUUUGCGCGUACUGUGAGACUGCCUCUAAGGGCUCCAGCUUCAUCUUCAAGAAGCAGCGCGACUAACACACCCCUCAACCUACCGGGGAAAACCUUUUUCAUGACGGUAACACAAAUAUGUUCCUCUAAUUUACACAUCCGCGAAAAGUAGUGUAAUGCAGGUUUGGUCGUUUCUCAAUUGUUGAUGACAGUUUUAAACGAAUCAGAGUUUUGAAAAAUAGCGCCCGGAUGAGGAAGGAAGAAAAUGAGCUCUGGCAUUAAAACACCACUCCGACGGUUUUGACGGAUACGUUUUCUGAUGGCCACAGGCAGGAUGCAUAUAAUAACUGUAGGAAAAAAUAUGUUAGCGCGAAACCGAAUGACGACUAUUAUAAGAAUGUUGGUUUCCGAUUGUGGAUCUUAUUUGCAUGACCUGCAAAGCAUCGUGUCAGAGGUGGUAUAAGUGGUCGUUGAUACUCUGACGUACGGUAGAAGGUGUGUCAUCCAGAAACGAGAAACUGAUGCACAACCUGUCGGCAAAGCUGCUGACGUGGGAACAAAUGCAGGUGUUAAGGCAUAGGGCCUCAUUUAACAUAACCGAUGCCAAACCUACCAGCAUGAUUACAGCAGUGAAGUCAGUCCUCAGACAGACGGAGGCGACAGACGAGAGGAAGAAUCUUAUUCGGCACCAAGUGUCAUCCCCCUCGUGGCGUAAAGGUCGCGCAACGUGCUUUCUAAGAUCCAGUAUGACGCACUAAAGAAACUCAAAGCAAACAGAGAACUCUUAAAGGUGCCUGCGGACAAGGAACGUUCCACUGUCGUAUUGGACAGGGCAGACUGCAUUCAAAACGCCAAACGUUUGUUGGAGUGUCGUCUGUCCUGUGUUACGUGAGAAUACAACCCCAUAAAAACGCUGGCACGCGAGAUCAACGCGAUGCUGUUGGCAAUAGAGAACUCAGGUGCAAUAUUAACGAUUGACCGAGGCGUGGCGAGAGCGUGAGAAAGGGCCCUGGUCCAAUUCUACGGUCUCCCAAAAGUGCACAAACGGGGGCGUUCCUCUCCGGACCAUCGUAUGGCUAAAAGGCACUCCAAACUACAGACGGACAAACUGGCUGUCUCAACGUCUCAGGUUUCUGACCUCCGGUUCAGACACCACAGUCAGCUCGUCAACACAGUUCUUGGAGAAACUUAAGGGUGUACGUUUCCUACCAAGCGACGUCAUGGCAUCCUUUGAUGUCACGUCCGUUUUUCCUUCUAUCCCACAGGGCCUGGCAGUCAAGCCAACGAACUUUUCCUACGAGAGAAAUACGACGAAACGGAUAAUCGCCUCGGACACGCCCAAAUCAUCCAGCUCCUGAAGUUCUGUCUCAAGACGUACUUUACGUUCGACGGAACAGUCUACAAGCAGGUGAAGGGAAUGUCAAUGGGUUCGCCGAUUUCGGGACUCGUAGCCGAGGCGGUCCUACAACGGCUGGAGUCUAUGGUUUUCCGACACCGCAGACCGAAAUUCUGGGCUCGGUGUGUGGAUGACACCUUCGUCGUCAUCGAACGGGAUCAGGUGCUGACGUUCGAAGAACAACUGAACGCCGUCAUCCCGGACAUUCAAUUUACGACGGAGGAGGAGAAAAACAAUCAGCUGGCCUUCCUGGAUGUCCUCGUCUGCCGCAAAGAUUGCGGUGGCCUAAAGAUUGAAAUGCUCAGGAAAGCGACAAAUACGACGCAAAUACUGAACUUCAAUAGCAACCACCCGAUCAGUCACAAACGCAGUUGCGUAAGGGCGCUAUACCGGCGCGUUGAGACGCACUGCAGUGAAAUGCAAGACAAGGUUGCUGAACUGCAUUAUCUUGGACGGGAAAUGAGAGUCAAUGGUUACCCACGCAACUUUGUCAAACAGCGCAUACGAAAAGGACGCCAGAGACCAAAUCCAACCGGCCCCAAAUUUUGGCGGGCUCUUCCGUACGUGAAGAACGUCUCGGAAGCCGUCAGUUGUCUUCUCACUCCACUUGGAGUUGGGGUUGCACACAGGCCGGAAGCAACCAUCAGGCGCCAUGUCAUGAGGCCAAAGGACCCACUGCCACGGCAAGAAACGUUUGGAGUCUUUUACCGGAUCUGGUGCAGUUGCGGACAAGGCAAUUACGUCACAGAAACUGGGAGAUUACUCCACAGGCGAAUGGCCGAGCAUGCAGCAGCUGUGAGGAGUAAAGAUGUCAGCUCUCAUGUGGCGGCUCAUUACAAAGAACCUGGCCAUAUUUUCUGGAUCUCGCCUGUUUGCUUCUCUCAGCAAAUCUUCGAGCAUUUUUCAUCACUUGACUGCUCUCGGUACCGAACCUUUUUUUAAUUGAGCCUUCCUCUUACUAAUGUAUUAACUGUGUGGGGCGAGGAUGAAUGAUCCAAUAUGGACAUUUCAGUAACACCUCUUCAGCGCGGUACAGACCUGCGAAUGUCAUGCCGCCGUCAAAGGGCGGACCUAAAUCUCUCCUAAACAUCGUUGGGAGUUCUACAUAGUUUUCUAUACUCCACACAUAUAAGCAGCUCCUACACUCUCCACUACCGACCAAUUCCGUCCACUACAGAAGUCAGCACAGCGACCAUUCAGGAGAUUUUAAAAAUUUUCAAGGUAAAACUUGGGACGUACACACUUACUGGUUGCUCAUCUCACCACUAAAUGCAAGUGGGCAGGUCUCCGCUUCUAAUCGCAGACAGUACGGCAACGUUAACCACAGUGGUUGCGUGCGGUUUGAAUCCGUGCAAUUGCCUCAGUAACGAAUAAGCAACCGUGUCGGAUUUCUCGCCGCGCUCUGGCUACACAUUUCCCUGGCUGGCUGAUGGCGACUAGGGAGACUUGAUCAGUGCCUUUAGACGUCCGUUUUUUGUUAUCUUUUUCCUGAAUUGAGCUGUUGGUUUGUAUAUCGGCGGGGGGACUCGAGGAGUGGGAAGCUGUAGGCUGCGUCCGAUUCCGCACGAGUUUUCAGUUGAUCCUUCGACCACAUGACUGGCUUACGCGCCGUAGCUGCAGAAUUAUGAAGUCAGCCGGUUCAAAAGUUAAAGUCAUAUCUCAGUUCUCUCAACUCCUGUUCCCGUGGGUAUUUGGAAGCUAGGUUGUGGGCCGCGUGUUCGGUUAACUCGAGUGGACAACCAACUUCUUAAAAAAUUGAGGGAGAAAAUAGAGGGGAAUGUAGUUAAACAAGCGGCUAAUCAAUUUGAAACCUAGCACCAGUACAGACGGAAAUGCUUUGCAAGUGCCAUUUUCUAAGCAGUCAGGUUUACGAGAGGGCUACUAACUGAACCCUGAGGUCUACUAUAACCCCACACGGACCAAUAGAGCGGCAUGGGGUCAGUUACGGUGUUUUGGUCCCAAGUGUUAGCGCAUUGUGGGCAUUAGAAAUAAAGUAAACCGAAGGAGGAUACUGAAAUCGUUAGUGGGAAAGUAGCCAAAGCUAAAAGAGAAAAGGGCAACCUGAAGUUUCGGUUUAGAGGAAGGGUUAGUUUUAGGGUUUCGGUUAGUGUUAGACUGGGAAUUGAGUUUAGGGUUAGAGUUUUUGUUAAGUCUAACGGUUCCGGUUAGAGUUAAGGUUAAGAUUGGGGUUUAGGCUUACGUUUAAUGUUAAAGUUGGAGUUACGGUUAGUGUUAUGGUCAGAGUGGGACCACGGUUAGGGUUUUGGAUAGGAUUAAGGUCAAGGUUAGGAUUAGGACUUGGGUCAGGAUUAAGGUUAGGCUUAGGUUCAAAACUAGGGUUUGUGGUAGGCUAAGGGCUAGGCCUAGUUUUAAGUUUAGGGUUAGCGUACGGUUUAUAAUUAAGUUAAGAACUAGGUUGACGUUCGAGGUUACGUUUAGGUUUAUCGUUAGGUCUGCGGUAUUGCUGUACCGCGUAUCCUGUCAGCCAGGUCUUUUGCGGAGAUUCUAGGCUUCCUUCAAACUCGCGGCUGAUUUACCAUAGAUCAGAUUGCCUUUUCCGUUUCACUUUCGGCUACUCUCCCCACUAACGAUUUCAGAAUCUCCCUGCGGCUUACUUUACUUUCAAUGGCCGCAUUGGAACUAGGACAGCGUAAUCGACCCUUGCCAACAGAGUUCACUUCAUCGCCUCACUUGAGACCAUGUAAGUAAGGAUCAACGUAAACGAUGAGAACAAGUGCACUGUGAUUUCAAAGUCAACACCUUACUGAUGACGAUAAGAACUCUUAAACCAAAGAGAACAAAAAACUUCAGUAGCCAAAGGAAGUAGUACAGGAACGUCGUUGUGUGUGCGAUAAACUGGCAAAGAAUGGGUGCCACAGUAACUCUUCAACCGUUGCCUCCGUAUGCGCACACACAAAGAGCAAAGAGGGGAGGGUCCCCCGGCUGUUGGUACAUCCUGAAACAGAAGAAAUGCGUUUGAGGAAACUCGGGUAAAUCCAUAAAUUGGGGGCAGGAUGGUAGUUGGUAGCCCUGCCCACUGAUUCUACAAUUGUACCUACUGGCUCGAUUUCGGUAUCUGUGAUAACGUUCUCAUUACGUCUGGGGUGUGCACGCACAGAGGCCCUGUCAGGAUGACUUUCUUCUUCACGUUAACCGCCCCGAGAACGAGGCGCUGCAAGACUGUCUAUAUAGACUUAUUAUAUUGCACCCCCACACGGAAAUCUUUAGUAAAAGGCGAAAGAUUUAUCCUAAACGGAUUAUGAUUCAUCAUACUUCCCAUUAUGCUUCUAGUUGCAUGUGCGCACAGUAUUACCUGCAUCAGAUUAAUUGCAUAGGUACUAUCCUAGGCGGAUUGGCGCGGGUCUCCGUUUCGUCGGUUUGCCUGCAUCCUUGGGUCUUUUUACUCCAGACCUCCAGUAGAGUCCGGUGCGAUCGUGUACAAAAGGACAACAGACGCGCAGUUAGGGUGUCUGCCGAUACUCCAUCCACCGCAUCAGUCGUAUUGACAGAGUAUUGCCCUCCACCUCCCGCCUUUACGAACAGCCCGGUUGUAAUUCGUUGCAGGGGUUUGGCUGAAACCUGUGACGCCUUGUAAACACCGCCAUGGCCCGUUAGCGAUCCUUUCCUGCACUUCCAGUUUAAGGCACUACGGCACCCCCGGGCGCCUUGACAUUGCUGGGUUUGAACUGGGCGCACUUUACCUACCACAUCGCGCACUUACUACCUCUUGGGUUCAGACUACAACAGCAAGGCGUCUCAUUCGUCAGACAGACCCGAAGUGUUCACCUUCCUCACAUUUUUCACCUUAUUCAAAUUAGGUUUCCACUUUAUCAGGAUCGUCCAUUCCAGGCAUUCCCUACAAGCGUCAUUUACGCCUCCACUCAUUUGCCCCACCCGUAUAGCCCCUAUUACCACCGGUCCCGUAAGUAAGGUAGCUGGGAGUUUUCGGUACCGGGAGGGCUACCAACUACCAUCUAACCAAAUUGGGCUUUUCAUGGGACACGGAUGACGACACGGCAAAUUGGGGACUGCCGAAGACCUGGAUGUCUGGUAGCGGCUCCGUGAACCGGUGUAUCGACGUUGCCCACGCCCAUCCUCACGAGAUGAGGCUUCGCACUCUCUGAUUGCACGACCCGAUUCCUCACCCGGGAAAAACGCGCCCGACGCGCCGUGAGAAAUGUGACACGGUUGCUUAUUUGUUACCGCGGCUACUUUGCCUUUACUGUUGACCACUUAGAGGCGUUUGUCCCUUAGCAACUAUUGUGGUCCAGAAACAUCUACUAUAGCGAUGGUGCUGUUCGACCGUCAAUCAGGUUUCGUCAUGUAGUGUUUCGGUCAUUGCCCGAACGGGCUCUAGCAUCGCUUUGUUUUGAGCCCUUCCCAUUACGUCUUAAUUGAAUUAACUCAUUUUAUUUGGUUAUGUGGUUAUGUAGCCGCACCCGAGAUAAACAAACUCAGCCGCCUGUAAUACGUCACCGGCGGUAAUAGAGGGUUUUGCAGGUGAAGCCGCGGAACUCACAGGUGACGAGGUCAAAUAACUGCAUGCAAAAUAAAAGGCUAUUGGCAAUGCACAGUUGUACGUUGAGUGGUCGAGAAAUAGUUGCCCUAACUCCUAACCCCUAACUCUAACCCCUAACCCUAAUCUCUAACUCUAAUCCCCCAACCCCUAAUCCCAAUUCCCAACCCUAACCCCAAACUGCAUUGUGUCCACCAAGUGCGACUACAUAAUCACAUCUGGCCGCAAUUUGUUUUUUUUUGUUUAUUCCAUCUUGUAAAACACACUUUAAAGAACUCUAAUGGGCCAAUGGGGGAUGGAUUGAUGAAAAAUUUAGUUACAAGAAAUCCGUCAUAUCACUUUACUUUGGUUUUAUAUCUCAUAGUUGAAACUUCGGGCUUUGAAUUCGGCCUCGCUUGGGAAUUGCUGAGGUCUAUUGCCUGGCGGACAUAUACAAAAUCCCAGCGAUCGCAUUUUUACCUCUAAGUGUUCCGGCUCCCUCUAGGAGAAUAAAAUCGCUUGAAGUUGGUAAGUAAAUGGCAUUUAUUGGUUUAACAGGUGUUUUGAUGCGUUUGCAUAAUUCGUCCGAUCCUACUUUGAAAGGCUUGGCGACCUUCGUGGGAUUUGAAUCCACGGCAGCAAACGUAAGGUCUGCGUACGGCUAAAGCUUACUGACUGAGACCCAAUUACGCGACCGGAGGCCAUGAGGUUAAUUAUGUUUGUGUCAAGUUAUCCGCCAAAACUAAUUCAAAGCCAAUUCCUUCAUAGUUCCGUCAGAUUGAUCAUGAAUAUUGUUCUAAAAAUAUUGAUUAAGUGAGUCUGGUUUGGGAGAUUCUGCCAGGGCUGACCGUUAGCUGUAUCAGAAUUCAGAAUACCAGUUGGCACGCCUAGGUUCGCUUUUGAAAUCGAUGAAGGCGCGGGGGCUAGUAACAAUCUGAACUUAGCCUGCACUUAGCUCUUCAUCACGCACAAGACUGGUUUUCAUAACCUGAUGGCGGCCGCUUCAGCCGUCGCUGACAGAAUCUGAAUUGUUGUAGUAGAUUGAGCCGACAGCCGAUCCAAAUGCGGUUAAACUCAUGACUUUGGAGUUGGGACAGAUGAAGUUGUUGUUUCCCACCUGCCUACAUUAGUAUUUUGACAUAAAAUGACUGUCCAGUUCUAUUUUUCCUUAGAAACCUGUGUCACUUGAGUUUUGACCAGUAACGGGAACUCACCUUCAUGUGAGAGCAUUCUCUACUAUUUAUGCACAAGGUUGUGCAGUGCUCAACUUGAAAUGAGUUGCCUUGUUUGGACUGUGCGAAGCAGUGGUCAAAACUUAACUGGAUCCAAAACACUGCCUCUGCGGCUCGAAAGAAACUAAUUCCCCCCGUCUUCCUCCGCAAUUCAACAGCGUAAUUAUCUACGACCUGUUGAAAAAUUUGCGACGUCACGUGUGAGGCGAUGGUUGGAAAAUUCAACUUAUUUCAUCCCCUGUGGUAAUCUGAAACAAGUAUCCGGAACAGCGGUUUUUGCUUCAAACAAAAUUCUAUGACUGCAUUCCGGCUAAUCUGUGCCAUUUAAAGAUAGGAAUAACGAGUAGGAGACACGCAACGCCAUGGCUGUCUAGUCAAUUUUAUUCCGAAACAGGAUAAAUCUCUGCGUUCAAUUUUGACGGAGCUGUCAGUUUUGAAAAAACGCCCUUAUUAUACCCUUAGUCUUGAGGGCUUGGGCAAACUGCUUUAGCUCUUAUCAAGCUGCGUUUGAGUCGCACUAAUGAAAGGAAGGAAAGUAGGGCCUGUAAAAAGCAUUUCAGAUUUUAUUUUGUUUAUGAAUUCCGCGUGCUUGUGAAUGCGAGUGACCUGGGCGAGAUCAAGAUCCCAUUGGCAGCCAGGUUAUUUGAGCAGAGCCUUUAACGUCAGAAAGCAUAUUCUAACUCUUCUCUCGGGGAAAACAGGCUAGUUAAUGGACAUCCCCUAUUGACCCUACUUGGUAUUUUCUAGCCCCUUCUCCCGUGUAAACAACACGGACACUCCACUUUUUGGAGGCUGUUUGAAUGCAGAUGGAAAACUCAGAGUUGGGCAAACAACUACAACAUGUGAUGCGCAUAUGUGUCCUCUGCUUAACGUCCCUUGGGCAUUUCUCUUGCGCACUCGUUUGGACAGUGCCUUUCUUUGAUUUUUGUCUGUCCCGUUGCUAGGUGACUUCCGUGUUUAUGUCCCCUAAUUUAUGACCGUGUUGCCAAAUCCAUGUUAUUAUCCAGGACAAAAGGCAACUGAAAUACAGUUACAAAAUCUCUUGUAUAGGCUUGUUUGAAGUUAAGUUCCAGACUAAAAACGUCUUUUAAAUCUCCAAAUGCAAAAACAUAUCAAUGCAAUCUCCGAUCUCAUCGCAUACUGACAUUUCUUCAAAAAUAAUAUAAUGUUCUGCUGCUGUUUUGAUAGGGCUGCCAGUAUACAUUAUGCCAAAGGAAUCCAUGCAGGUUCGAAGCUACAUAUUACUCUUAGGAUAGGAGCCAUUCCUAAAGUCGUGGUUUAACCUCAAUAAUUAUCCUGUGCGUAUGAUAAGUCAUCAAUAUUUUGAAAACGAACGGACAGUAGCCAUCAUCCUCAUACAAAAUUUUCACUUCUUAUUUGAUCUUUCGAGUUAAAGCAAAAAGGUAUUUUUCCACUAAAAUUAUGCCAAUCACUGUACAUUUUAGACAAACCCUAUGGGUUAUUCCAAUUUACAUUUAUAUAUAUGUACAUAUCGAUAUAUACAGGACAAUCCUGUUGGUAUCCCAGCGCACCAACUGUGCCUUAAGAACUAUCGUAAGUUCGACAAUAAGUACUACCAACAGGUGAAGGGAAGUCCAAUGGGCUCCCCAACAUCCGGUCUACUCGCCGAACUAGUGCUACAGCGACUAGAACAUGAGGUUUUUCAAACUCUCAACCCCAAAAUAUGGCUCCGCUAUGUAGACGACACCUUUGUCGUAAUAAAGAACCGCGAGGUCGAAAGGCUACAUCGGACGCUGAAUGAAGUCUUUCCGGCCAUGCAAUUUACCCGCGAAGAGGCAGUAGGAGACAGUCUGUCGUUUCUAGAUGUAAAAAUACAAAGGCUGGAUGACGGUAACCUCGCAAACAGCGUCCAUAGAAAAGGGUCUGAUUCCGAGAUCAUCCUCAAUUAUGCAAGCAAUCACCCUGCGGCUCACAAAAGAAGCUGCGUCCGAACCCUCUUCCACCGGGCCUACCGGUAUUGCAGCAAUGACGACCUGCUGAAGAAAGAACUAGGCUUUCUAUAUCGGCUAUUUCGAUCCAAUGGAUACCCAGUCAGUUUCGUGAAGAACUGCCUUAGACGUCAGACACAACCUCGAGACCCCUCCUCAGAUGGAGAAACCGUGACCCGGAAAUUCUUCUUCCUGCCCUAUAUGCAGGGGACCUCAGAAAUGAUGGCCCGUCAGUUAAGUCAGUUCGGUAUUCGCGUUUCCCACAAGCCUGCAUCACCGCUGCGCACAGUCUUAACUCGAGUAAAGGAUUCUAUCCCCAAAGUGAACAGACUAACGUCAUUUAUCGCAUCCCGUGUGCCAAUUGUCCCUGCGUAUAUGUUGGUCAUACAGGACGACGCCUGGGAACUCGUAUUAAUGAACACAAACUAGCUGUCCGUCGCCGUGAUCCACUGUCCCUCGUCUUUGCACACGCACUCCAGUGUGACCACCGUUUUAAUUGGGAUAACACCGAGGUCAUCGCCACGGCCAACACAAAACGGGCGAGAGAAUUCCUAGAGGCAUGGCACUCUAACGCGGACAGCAUCAACCGCCACGUCGACCUAGACGCCCAUUAAUAGGGACUAAGAUCACGCCUCACUAAGCCGAGCCCCACGCCGCAUCAGCAGCCGCUAAUCCAGGCACCCGCAGUUCUGCCAACCUACCAUUCUCCCUCCCCUCCAACACGGGGAGCCGUAACGGUUCCCCCCCCUUCCUAACCUCCCGGCUCAGAACCCAGCAUGACUCCCUACCCGCAUCCCUCCUCACACGCUAAUGGUUCGUCCGCCAAUGUUUGUCCUGUCUCGUCUAUCAGUCUAGUGUGACUGUCUCACUCUCUCUUUUCUCUCCAUUUCGUCUGACGACGGGUUGGUGUCACCAAUUCGAAAAUUCACGAGUACAACUCGAUUUUUUCCGAAGAACCUCUUCCUUUUUCUUAUGUACAUAUAUAUGCCAAAGGUAUUAUACCGUACUUCCGACAUAGGUACUAGUUACGUGGCUAUUCUGGAAUAUUUGGUUGUCUUCGAAGCGAAUUUUCAUUGAAAUUUCGGGUGUGAUCCCAAAACAUUAUGCCCCAGACACCUAAACCCAUGUCCUGCACUGAAUAAUUCUUAAAUUUUUUUGCUUUAUGUAUGUGUAUGUGUGUAUAUCAUGUUUAUUCUCUUUCGAAUAAGUCGAAAAUAUUUUAAAUAUUAACGGUCAAUAUGUGUCAUCCCUAUGCAAAUAUUUUAGAUCCUCCUGUCUUAUUUAUACUUUAGAGUUAAAACAAAAAAAGCAUUUUUUUACCGAAAUUAUACCGGUCUUUGCACAUUUUUUGCAGGACACUUGGGUUAUUCGAAUUAGCCUUAUAUAUUUACAUUCAAACAGCUGCGAGGGACUCGGUUCAUCACUGGGCCAGUGUUCCCUAUGCACUUUCUGAUAUAUGAACUCCAGGGAAUAAUCAAGUGAAUAAUUUCAGAAGCAAUUGUGUCACACAGCGACAGAAUAUCGACGAAAAACGUGUCAGGGCUUUUGGCUAGUGCCUAUGUCGGGAGUACGGUAUAAUACGUUCAAUAUAUACAUUUCAUACUAGUCAUAAUGUUAUUCGUGUGCAGAAUGGGUAACCCGUGGUUAUUCCACAGUAGUCAAUUGUCUUUGGCUUAAUUUUUCAUUGAAAUUACGGUUCUGACCCCAAAAAGUUAUGUACUGAAGACUUAAAUCCAUGUCUUGCACUGGUUAAUUUCUGAAAUUAUUCACUUAACAUAUAUAUAUAUGCAGGAGGGUUACCGACAAAAACAAGUUUUUGCCUCUAUUAAAGACACUUUUUAGGAGUUCUAGUUAAUUUUGCAUUAGUUUCCACGUCCAGUAAUCAUGAAUUGCGAGGGGAACUACUUGCGUUUUUUUAUUAUUCGCGGUGAGCCUUCGAUACAUAACCCGACUCUCAUGGACACAGUAUCAUUCCUAAACCCCUUCCUAGACCACCGCUUAUCUCACAUGUCAGAAGUAUAUACACAUUUAAACCUACUCCACUUAGCCAGUCGUUUGCAUGUUCAGGUGGUUUUUGCUCGCCCAACGUUUGGCUCCGUUUUAUUUUUAGUUUCUUACCCUAAUACUUUUGUGAAGUUUACCGCUCAAAGAAGAUUCGUCGCCCAGCACAACCAAAGAAAAUGCCGAUAAAGAUUAAAGGAAUUAGUCUCAUUAUCGGUAAAUUUAUUUCACUGACCAGGGGCCCGUGACGAAACCGUAGGAAAAGUCAAUGGAGACACAAAGGGCCUCCGCGUCUGUGGGGUUGUUAUUAAUCUACGAAAUCAAGGCGUUUUUGGGCGCAGAGACUGUCUAGUUUUAGGCUGACAAAGGUACACUGCGCACGGGUCACCGGCAAUAAAUCACCCCAGCUGUUCUUAACUCCUCAGUCUGAUUAAGAUAAAUUAAAGGAAUAUCUGAGGCCGGUGAUUUCACUAGGGGUGUCGCUUUAAGCGAACUCACUGAAGGAGAUUCCGUGUAGGAAAUAGAAAAAGCGGUCUACGUUCCAGCUGACAUACAUAUGCAAGUGUUUAGUGCUUUCAUUUGCUCUGAAGUAAUACCUGGUCACGCACUUUCUGUGGCAUCCUAUGGCGGUUGCUAGUUACCUAUUCGGUCGAACGCAGAUAUGUGUACCUCCCUAGUCUAUCCAAAAAAGCCAACUGUAAUACCGGAAAUGGUGGUAAUCAAGACGUUUAGGAGAUGAGACUUUUUCAACAAGUUUAAAAUGCAAAAACCAAUACUUGGAUUAGCGAAUAUCGAUAAUCGUUUUAGUUACCGGUCGUCUAACCCCACAGAUGAAAAUUGCGGCCUGGAUAGGGCAGCAACAGCUUCGUCGCCAUUAAACGGGAUUCAUUGUUGAUAUUCAAAAAAACUUUAGUGAUAUCUUCCAGGAUCAAUAAUUUACGAUGUAAGAGGAAGCAAAUGACCACCUGCUUUUCCUUUUUUUCUCAAAGCGCGAGAAGAUUGUGGCGGCUUAUGUGUUCAGGGAAAAAAAAGCAAGGCCGACGCAGCUACUGAACAUUAACAGUCAUCACACAAUUAGCCACAAACGCAUCUGCGUAAAACGGCUCUUCGCGAGCGUCGAGAGGCAUUGCAAUAAAGCGGAAGGCGAGACUGCCCAUUGGAGGCAACGAUCAGGUGCCAGUUUAUGAGACUGAAAGACCCAACGUUAAGGCCGGAAUUGCCGGAAGGAGUGAUUGCAUCUCCUUCCUCCAAAAUGCUUCCCCGAAGGUUUCUUUCCAAUUUAUAAUCGCAAUUCUGUGGAGAGUUACAUGUUUAUUUUAAUCAGCUCUUACCUUUCAGUCCAUUUAUGCAAUUUCGCAACAAAAUGGGCUCCAUGUUUGCUAGUAAUAUUUCCAAGCCAUCGUGAUUUUCCUUUAUUGGACCAUGAAAGCAUACAUGAACUUUUUAUGAAGGAACCGUGCAGACUAUAGUUUUUUCUUUAUUAUGAAGCUCGAAUAAGAAUUUAGCGUUUGACACUAUUUGAGGUCAUGGUCUGUGCAUCCCUCGAGAUUGUGAGUUGCAAAGGAUAAAAGAUCCUACAAAAUGAGCGGAAGAAAUACGCCUUUCUUGCAUUUUUUCUAGUGAAUGUGGCAGGACUAAUGAAUUUAUCAAAAAAUAAGUGAGGCGAACGCUCAACAAAUGAACAGCUACUCAGGUAGAAUUCAAGUAUACAGAAGUAAGCAUGGGUCUGAUUCUGCUAUAAGUGAAUAGGCCUUGCGACCACCUCUCGGUAAUUCCUCCAGCUGAAAGCAUAUUAGCGCAUUUCCAUUCAUAUUCCAAGCCAGUUGGUUGCAUUUUCAAUGCUUGUAAGGACACCUCUGAGUCCACAGACCAACUGAUAAUCACAGGUGUCAAAUAUCAGUUUCAUUUAGCAUCUUUCUUGAGAAAUCCCGUCCGCCUCAUAGAACAUUUUUAUUUUCCUAAGGGGAUUCUUGACUCCUUUACCUCAAGUUCUGAAGUUUAAAAGUGGUUAAAACCUUAAUUAUAGUACAAAAAGCCCUCUUGCCUUCUCAUUAACGCAUCCAUCGUUCCGGAAAGGGAAUGACUAAAGGGAGAAUUUUCUGCAGCUAUCAAUUACUAUUUGCAUCUGACUAAAUGCGCAAACUUGGGAACUUAUUAAUAUGCAUGGAUGCUGACAUGGAUUAGAACUGCAGGGACCUGCGCCGAGCCCGGCAUAGGAACCGAAGCUUAUUUUAAACAACCUCAAUUUCAAUUGGUUUGUACUGUUUUCAAUCACGCAGACACCUUGAACUGACAGACAAAUUUACUGCUAGCCAUUAUGGAUAACGUUCAUUUCUGACACAAAAACCACAAACCUCGUAAUACCGGAAACUUUUAUUUUUUAACCUCAUAGUUACAGAGGCGAUUUGUCAGCUCUCUCGCGUCAAGAACAUCAAACUUCCUCUGUUCAUGAUUUUGAAUUGGCUGAAAACCUUAUUUUAAAGCGUUUAGUCGCGGGCUAGGUUUAGUUAGCAUGAUGUAUUGUCGUCUUUCCAAUCGCGAGUUGUGUGGAGAAAGGAAUUUCAGACCGCCGACCACAUUUGACAGAUCACAGGACCGAAUCGUUUUCGAAGAGGAGAGCAUUUCGCUAUUCCAAGGAUCCGAAUUCCAAUACGAGAUUGUCUUGGCUUCAGACUAAGGUAUAAAUAGCUGACGAUGACGUAUACUGCGGAAAUGAUCGGCGCAGUCCCUUUUUGUAGCUAAACCCAACGGCUGCUUACCUGUCACAUGGGCUCACCACCGCGAUGAUACCCAUAUAAAAAUUUAAGAAGUCAAGUCCGGCAAACGUACGCUUUAGAUUAUUCAUCGCCAGGCCUGUACAGUAAUGUGAGGACAGAACACAUACAGAAGAUGAAGAUGCGAUCACUGGGACAAGAAGUUUAUUUGCCUGACGUUUCGGAUUCUCACUCGAAUCCAUCAUCAGAGACAUUCGCAGAUAGAGGUGAAGGUGGCACCAGGAGUGCAGUAUUUAUAGCACGUGGCUGCCGUGGGACCGUAUGCGCACUGCAAUUAACAGUUCUCACAAUCGCCGCUGGGGUCGUAAUUGAUGCGGCGGUGGUUUGGCGGUCCGAGUCCUAGUUGUUAAUCGCCGCGAUUUGGGGUGUAGGGGUGUCAGCGGUGGGUUCACGUGAAGGUCGUAGUGGUCGCUCACUUGCUUGCAGGUGAGACUACGCCUAGCGUCCACUUGCUGGCACUCAACUCUCACCUGUGGCUCCACGUAGCUGGGCUCUGCUCAGCGGCCACACCCCGGGCAACCGUCUCGACCGGCGGGCUAAGCCAGGUGAGGGCGGUUACUCCCUGUGUGCGUUGUGCCGCGUGCACAGGUGACUGCGGACUCCGUGGACGGUUGGUCGGAUGGAACACCGCGUCGGCGCCGUCGUGACGAGGCCCUGUCUGGCACACCGCUGGUCAGCCGGUUGGUGGUGGAACGUCGCAUCGGCAUCGUCGAGACGAGGCUCCGCCUGGUACGCCGUUGAUCUGCCGGUGGGAUGGAUCUCCGAAUUGACACCGUCGACACGCGCCCAUCUGGUGCACCGUAGGAGACCGCAGGCUUGCGGCAAUGCCGUAAGCCAUUGGCAAAUUCGAGUCGUUCUUCCACUGCCAAAAAAACUCGUGGCCCACAGUGGAGUUCGGCCGCGCCGGCACAUCAAGCAGCCCUAUUCAGGGGUCAGGGCACUGCUUCCUUCGGGGGGGCCCGGAAAAGCUGGCCUAAAAAUUGCUGGGGAACCACGUCGUCUGCUGGCGCACCGAGGUCGCAGACGCAAAACUCACGGUCGAAACAAUCAAACUCGAAACAACAACAACAACCAUACUCAUUCUCCUCAUCCUACCUCUUCUACCUCUACCUCCGUCUAUUCUUCUGCCUAUUCUUCUCCUUCGUCAUCUUCUUCUCCACCUCCUUCCCAUCGCCCCACUCGUUUUCCCCAGACUGGCAGGGUGAGCCCGCUCACUCUGGCAGCCUGGAAUGUUCGUUCCCUUUUAGACAGUCCGAGGAGCAACCGACCAGAACGGAGGACGGCGCUAGUGGCACGAGAACUGGCGCGCUACAAGGUCGACAUCGCCGCACUCAGCGAGACCCGAUUCUCCGAACAAGGCCAACUGGAGGAGGUGGGUGCCGGUUACACCUUCUUCUGGAGUGGCCGACCCAGGGCAGAGCGACGAGACGCGGGCGUCGCCUUCGCCAUCCGGACCGACAUCGUGGGACGACUGCCCUGUUUGCCGCAGGGCAUCAACGAUCGCCUGAUGAGCCUCCGCCUGCCUCUCUGGGGAGGCGAAUUCGCCACCAUCAUCAGCGCCUACGCUCCGACGAUGACCAACCCCGACGCCGUCAGAGACAAAUUCUACGAGGACCUGCACGCCCUCUUGGCGACUGUGUCGAAGGCGUUCAAGUUGAUUGUCCUUGGUGACUUCAACGCCCGCGUCGGCACAGACCAUACUGCCUGGAGGGGAGUGCUGGGUCCCCACGGUCUCCGCGGCUCCAACGACAACGGCCUGCUUCUCCUCCGCACCUGCGCAGAACACCGCCUCACCCUGACGAAUACCUUCUUCUGUCUGCCGGUGCGAGAGAAGGCCACCUGGAGGCAUCCUCGGUCGCGUCAGUGGCACCUGCUGGACUAUGUCCUCGUCCGGAGGCGAGAUCAGCGGGACGUGCUGGUGACGAAGGCGACCGCGGGUGCUGACGGGUGGACCGACCAUCGCCUCGUCAUCUCGAAGAUGCGUAUUCGCCUACAGCCUCGCAGGAGACCACAAGGUAAGCGACCCCCAGGUAAGCUGAAUGUUGCUUUGUUGUCUUUGUCUGCUCACCGUCUCCAUUUCAGCAAUGAGCUAGUUCAACGGCUAGACAACCUUCCUAUCGCUGCCGCCGCCGACGACGCCGCCGCCGCUGCCGAGAACGCCUCCGUGGAGAACCGCUGGUGUCAACUGCUUGACACGGUCCAGUCGACGGCGCUCGCCGUCCUCGGUCGCGCUCCCCGCCAACACCAGGACUGGUUCGACGACAACGACGCUGCCAUCAGCAAUCUGCUUGCCGAGAGGAACCGCCUACACAAAGCCUACGUAGAUCACCCCACUGAGGACAACAAAGCUGCCUUCUACCGCAGUCGCCGAUAGCUUCAGCAACGGCUGCGCGAGAUACAGGACGCCUGGACUGCUCGCAAAGCUGAGGAGAUCCAAGGCUACGCGGACCGCAACGAAUGGAAGAACUUCUUCUCCGCGAUCAAAGCUGUCUACGGUCCGCCGACGAAGGGCACUGCUCCUCUCCUCAGCGCCGACGGUAGCACUCUCCUGACUGAGAAGACGCAAAUCCUGCAGCGAUGGGCCGAGCACUUCCGAGGCGUCCUCAACCGCCCUUCCGUCAUCUCCGACGCCGCCAUCGCCCGCUUGCCGCAAGUGGCGACCAACGCGGACCUCGACCUCCCGCCAUCUCUCCAGGAAACGAUCAGGGCCGUGCAGCAGCUCUCCAGCGGGAAAGCACCUGGAUCGGACGCAAUCCCUGCUGAGGUCUACAAGCACGGAGGUCCCCUACUGAUGGAUCACCUGACUGCGCUCUUCCAGGAGAUGUGGCGUCAAGGUGAAGUCCCGCAAGAUUUCAAGGACGCAACUAUCGUGCACCUAUACAAGCGCAAAGGGAAUCGCCAAGUCUGCGACAACCACCGCGGCAUCUCCCUACUGAACAUCGCCGGGAAGAUCUUCGCUCGCAUCCUGCUCAACCGCCUCAACAACCAUCUGGAACAGGGCCUUCUGCCGGAAAGCCAAUGCGGCUUCCGUCGUCAUCGUGGGACCACGGAUAUGAUCUUUGCAGCCCGCCAACUUCAGGAGCAGUGCCAGGAGAUGCGGAUCCACCUGUACUCUACCUUCGUGGACCUGACGAAAGCCUUCGACACGGUGAAUCGUGAAGGAAUGUGGAAGAUCAUGCAGAAAUUCGGCUGUCCGUAG
Spirometra erinaceieuropaei is the source of this 35481-nucleotide messenger RNA. The record is from the annotation of a GenBank genome assembly. NCBI's taxonomy places the organism in Eukaryota, Metazoa, Platyhelminthes, Cestoda, Diphyllobothriidea, Diphyllobothriidae.